UGAUGCUGUUGCUGAUGCUGUUGCCCGGCGCCUGUAUCUGUGCAGCCAAACGGGGGUAACCGUAGCCACUGGUCCAGCAUCAGCAGCAGCAGCAGCAGCAGCAGCAGCAGCAGAGGAGACAGGGACAGAAGGGGGAGUGAGAAGGAUAGUCAGCAUCUCUGGGGAAUUACAUACACACACAGUGAGAAGAUGACUCUGGCAGCCUACAAGGAGAAGGUCAAAGAGCUCCCCCUGGUGUCUCUGUUCUGCGCCUGCCUGAAUCCACAGACCUUGGAUAAACCCACAUAUAAGGCAGAAGAUGCAGUGGACCUGGGCUGGUGCGCCAUCAAAGAUGUGGAGGUGAUUGAAUUGAAUAAGCGAGCAUCGGGCCAGGCCUUCGAGGUCAUUCUCAAGCCCCCGUCCUUUGACGGUGUGCCAGAUCUGAACACCUCCAUGCCGCAGCGUCGUGACCCGUCCCUGGAGGAGAUCCAGAAGAAACUCGAGGCUGCAGAGGAGAGGCGAAAGUGCCAGGAGGCCGAGCUGCUGAAGCACCUGGCGGAGAAGAGGGAGCACGAGCGCGAGGUGAUCCAGAAGGCCUUUGAGGAGAACAACAACUUCAUCAAGAACGCAAAGGAGAAGCUGCAGCAGAAGAUGGAGGCCAACAAGGAGAACAGGGAGGCGCUGCUGGCCGCCAUGCUGGAGAGGCUGCAGGAGAAGGACAAGCACGCGGAAGAAGUGAGGAAGAACAAGGAGAUGAAGGAGGAAGCCUGCCGGUAGAUGAGUGGAGCGAGGGAGUCGAGAGAGAGAGAAAGAGAGAGAGGGUGGAAACUUGGAGCUUUUUGAGUUGAUUUAAAAAAAGGAAAUUAAAAAACAGUGCAGGAAAAAAACCAAGAACUCCAAAAGAACUCGAACAAAGGGAAGAGGCAAGUUUUCAUAUUUGAUGUAUGCUGUAACGAUUCUAAACAAGCUGUACAAAGUUAGCACUUGAUGUUGAAAUUCACAAAGAAAUCUGGCGCUUCUUUUCUAAUGGGGGGGGGGCAUCGAAACAAACAUUUCACAUAUUCAAAAAGGGACUGUUGAGGGUGCUUGGUUUGGAAUGAAAGCUGCAUGAAAGCAGGAGGAGGUAAAAAAAAAAAAUGAUGAUCUAAUACAGAUCUGUCAUUUCUGGAGUUCCCUUAGUCAGAAAGUAGGUUAUUAGGAUUCCCUGCAUUGUUUACUGAGCUGUGUUUCAGUUGUUUUAUAUCAAAGAUAAUCACUUGACGUGACCAGUUUGGCUGCAACACUGCAAAUGAGGCAAAUCCUUUUACAAUAAGACUGUAAUGAGAAAAAAACGAGUUGUAAUCUUAAUUGUUACCUUAAGGGUAAAACAAUGAUAGCUGUGUCUGAAAUCACCCACUCAUUCACGAACCCCUCUUUCUAUCCAGGAACUCUCUAAGGGGCGAUGAAAAAAAAACUAGUCAGGUCUUUUCCUCUGCGACGGUGAUUACGCAUUGUCGCAGGAUUAUGUCAUACAACAACAACAACAACAACAACGUUGGCCGAUGCAAAUAAUAAAGUUUGUUUAAAUCUUAGCAUUGGUAAUAUAAGGUAAAAAGUGUGUCUAAUGACCAUGGUUAAAUGUAGAAAUAAACAUACAGACGAUUUUAAAAUCUGUAUUCAAAUACAACCCUGUCUGUCUUUAUCCUCAUGAUGAUUCAGCUGUUUUUUGGAGGAGUGGUAUCACCAGAAAUAGAGGGCUGAGUUGUUCUGCCUUUUCUCCUCUGGUCUCUUCACCAAUUUUCUUCCUGUGAGCAAAAUACAUGACGGUAUACAUUGCUCGUUUAUUGAUCGAUUCCACAAUACUUUUAUUGAUGCACUGAGGGAUACAGUGAGUGCAUUAUAAAGGGCGUAAAAUAGUUCAGUAAACAUUCUAAAAUGGAAAACUCACUGUAAAGUGGACUUUAGUGGGUGAUUACAGAUGUAGUUUAGGAGCCCUGUGCUCAAAACCAGCCCAAGUCAAAAUCACGAGGCUCCUUCACUCUUUGAUUUUUAGAGUACUUACCUGCAGUGCAGAGAAACAGGACAUAAAACACAAGCUUCUGCUGAUCCUGAUUUAAAAAUAAAAACGGAUUUCCCUUGUUUCCUCCGCUCUCGUGCUAAUUCUUUGCUGCACCAUUUUUUUGGAGCUUGUUCUGCCUCUCUGGGGACGUCUGCGUGGAAUCUCACAAAAUGGCUCAUGAAUAUGAAAUGAAGAAUCUGGCUUCUGUUUCUCUCUGCAGUGCUCCAGGGGAGUGAAAGAAAAAAAAAAAAAAAAGCUUGAAAAAAAAGCUUGAAAAGUGAAAAGAAUGAGGACGCUUUAGUGUGAUUGUAGAUCAGGACCAUGCAUUUGAGUCUCUUAGAUUUAGAGCACUGAUUGCACUCUUAUUUCAUUAAGCACAACUCAAAAGCACACAUGCAUACAAGAAGAAGACAACAGCAGCAGCAUCACAGGGAGGCAAAGUGACAGUAGGGACGGAUUUGGAAAAAUUUGCUUUUAAAGUACAAAUUUUGGGGUUUUCCGGCUAAACAGUAAUGUCUGUUUGCUUUGGCAUGUGUCACUGUGCUCUGAAUGUUAGUUUAUGAUUUUCAUGGGGAUUUGAAAACCUAAAAGAGUAAAACAGAAAGAUGAAAUUUGCUCGACUUGUUGAGUCAUACUGACUUGAUUGAAAUGUCCCAAGUGUUUGCACUGGGAGUCGUGACAUUGGGUUUGUACUUGCUGUAACUUUGUGUCGCUGUAUAUCUUCGAGGCUGGAUUGUUUGUAUCUAUUUGGCAUGGUCAGUAAAAACAGCUUGACUGAACUCAGGA
Messenger RNA from Platichthys flesus (European flounder), 2803 nucleotides. It is a transcript of the gene stmn4, whose product is annotated as stathmin-like 4. Gene Ontology annotation, cellular component: cytoplasm; neuron projection. The record is from RefSeq and is a predicted model, not a curated record. Gene Ontology annotation, biological process: regulation of microtubule polymerization or depolymerization; neuron projection development; microtubule depolymerization. Lineage: Eukaryota; Metazoa; Chordata; Actinopteri; Pleuronectiformes; Pleuronectidae. Bases 190 to 756 code for a protein of 188 amino acids. The transcript has 6 exons. Gene Ontology annotation, molecular function: tubulin binding.